Molecule: messenger RNA, 6308 nt
Organism: Spirometra erinaceieuropaei
Lineage: Eukaryota; Metazoa; Platyhelminthes; Cestoda; Diphyllobothriidea; Diphyllobothriidae
Source: the annotation of a GenBank genome assembly
AUGCUCGUUCAGCAGUUGAUCGUCGGUCAACGCGAUGAAAAAGCUCGAGAAAAUCUCUUAUCAGAGAAGAAGGAUUUGUCAUGGGAGAAAGCCUGUGAUAUUGCCAGUCAUCAGGAGCGCGUGCGGCAAAACCUUCAGCAGCUGAUUCAGUCAAACGAUGGAGUGAUAGCAGCCUUGGAAUCGGAAAUGGCUUUCUCCCUGGUCAACACUGCUGUGUCUUCACCUAGACAGCGACCCUCAGCUCCCUCAAAACAACUACCAUCAUGCUACCGUUGUGGCCAGCAUCAUAUCCGGUGGUCAGACUGUAGACACCAGAAGACGGUAUGCCAGUUUUGCAAGAAAGUCGGCCACAUCGAACGAGUGUGUUUCUCCAAAAGACGAGCGAAUAGUAACACGCAUGCGACCUACCCUAGUCCAGCUGGGAAUGGUGAGGCGAUACUCCGAAUGUUUCCUGCCAACGCUCCACUCCAAUCGCCCUACACCAUCACGCUUCCGGUUGAUCACCAUCCCGUGAAGUUUGAAAUCGAAACUGGCUCAGAUGUUACUCUCAACAAUGAGGCCUCUCUUCAGAAAUUACCCUCCCUCCUACCGGCUAGCUGAACAUUCCGUAGUUACACUGGACAGAACGUAGACGUUCGAGGGGUCUUUACAGCCGAAGUCGAACAUGAUGGAGAACUUCAUUACUUGCCGGUUCAUGUGGUGAGAGGAAGCCAGCAACCGAAUCUCCUUGGACGAAAUUGGAUUAAAUGUGUGCCUUCUGUGCUAUCCUAUGUACAUCGGAUUGGUGUAAAUCCGGCUUUAGAUUCAAUUUUGGUAAAUCAUAAGUAUCUAUUUCGUGACGAUUCAGCUACCCACUACCGCGGUCCACCUGUUAAGUUUCAGUUUCAGUCAGAUUUCCGGCCCCGGUUCUUCAAAGCUCGUACAGUCCCCUAUGCACUCGCACCGAAGGUCGAAGAAGAGCUGGAUCGCCUACAGAAAGCGGAUAUUAUUGAGCUCGUGCAAUAUUCGGAAUGGGCAGCCCCAAUAGUUCCUGUUCUUAAAACCGAUGGUUCUGUGCGUAUCUGUGGCGACUACAAGCUGACAAUCAACUCAGCAACUAAACUGAACCCUUAUCCUCUCCCGCGCAUCGAGGAUCUGUACGCAUCUCUCUCGGGUGGUCAUCAAUUUACAACUUUGGACCUAAAGCAUGCCUACAACCAAGUCGUCCUAGAUACUGAAUCCCGAGACGCCACCACCAUCAAUACGCAUCGGGGUUUAUUUCGAUAUAAAAGACUACCAUUUGGAGUAAGUUCGGCUCCCGGGUUAUUUCAAUGCUUGAUUGAUAAUCUCGUGAAGGAUAUACCUCACGUUUGCGCAUAUCUUGACGAUAUAUUAGUUACCGGCCCAUCUGAACAUAAUCAUCUAGAGACUCUAAACAUCGUGUUAGGACGUUUAGAGGACUCCGGUUUUAAUCUCAGGAAAGAUAAGUGCACUUUCCUUGCCGACUCAGUAGAAUAAAUGGGCUUCAGGGUGGAUAAAACUGGCCUCCAUCCACACGAACAUAAGCUCAAAGCCUUGAAGACGGCGCCGCGCUCCAGCAAUACUAGUCAGUUGCGUUCAUUCCUGGGGUUGGUCACCCACUUUAGUCGCUUUAUGAAUCAAUCGGCUACAAUUCUCAAGCCUCUUUAUCGACUACUUGAAAAGAAUUGCGGCUGGCACUGGUCGGAGGUCGAACAAAGUGCUUUCGAACAGGCAAAGGCGGCUCUUACCUCCUCAUCUGUCCUAGUUCACUAUGACCCCGAAAAGCCUAUCAUACUGAAAUGUGAUGCGUCUCCGUACGGCGUAGGUGCGGUUCUCAUGCAUCGAAUGCCUUCGGGUUCGGAGAUGCCGAUUGCUUUUGCAUCAAGAACCAUGUCACAGGCGGAAACCAACUAUUCGCAACUAGACAAAGAGGCCUUAGCAAUAAUGUUUGGCCUACAUCGGUUCCACCUGUAUCUUUUUGACCAACACUUUGAAAUUCACACUGAUCACAAACCCCUCUUAGGUUUGCUGGGAGAAAAACGAGGGAUACAACAGAUGUCCUCGCCAAGAAUGCAACGAUGGGCACUCAAUUUAUCUGCUUACACGUAUGCAAUGAAAUACGUUACAGGUAGUGCAAACGUAGUGGCUGACGCCUUGAGUAGGCUUCCUAUCGUGGACGAUGGCAUUGACGGGGCACCUGUUUUUGAGACCGUGAAUCUUUUGCAGAAUCUAGUCAGCGCGCCUGUAACCUGUCAACAAAUUCGACAGUGGACAUCGAGAGACCCUCUCCUAAGUCGGGAAAAAGAGCCUUACAAUCUGGCUGGCCGUCCUCUACCUCCUCUGAUUUUCAACCAUUCUUCAGCCGUCAGAACGAGUUAAGUCUACAAGACGGAUGCAUACUAUGGGGCAAUCGUGUAGUUGUACCACCACAAGGCCGACGGGCCAUCCUCAGAGACCUGCAUAAUGCUCAUCCUGGUACAGUUAGAAUGAAAGCUCUCGCCCGCAGCUAUGUUUGGUGGCCUAAAAUUGACGCAGAUAUAGAAAACAUGGUGAAAGCAUGUCACGUCUGUCAAAUAACACAGAAGACCUUACCGAAGGUUCCUCUGAAGCCUUGGGCCUGGCCCGACUCGCCGUGGAAGAGGGUACACGUCGAUUAUUUUGGGCCAUUCCAAGGCCAUAUGGUUUUGGUGGUAGUUGACGCCCACACUAAAUGGAUUGAUGCGAUUCCGACAGGCAAUUCUUGUUCCUCACUGACUACAAUCAACAAGUUGCGAACCGUAUUUUCUACUUUUGGGAUACCUGAAAUGGUCGUUUCAGACAAUGGCCCCGCCUUUACUAGUGCAGAAUUUAAAGAUUUCAUGGAGAAAAAUGGAAUUAGACAUUUAACUUCUGCCCCGUACCACGCUGCUUCAAAUGGCCUCGCAGAGCGUGCAGUUCAGACAAUAAAGCACGGACUAGCCAGACAGACAGAAGCCGACUUGGCCACCAAGUUGUCACGCUUUCUUUUCAGCUAUCGCAUAACACCAAACGACUCAACUGGUGCUUCGCCUGCAGAAUUGAUGUUCAAGCGGCAGUUGCGCACACGACUCGACCUGCUUAAUCCAUCAACGCAGGAUAGGGUCAUUGCAAAACAGACGAAGAUGAAAGAACGAUAUGAUGUGAGCACCCAACCACGAGUCGUCGCGCCCAACGAAAGUGUCUACACGCGACUGGAACACGAAACGAACUGGUGUCCAGCGGUAGUUCGAAAAAGCGAGGGUCAAAUAGUGGAAUUAGAGUUAGAAGGUGGGAGAAUUGUGCGUCGACAUCUGGACCAAGUUCGCAGCCGAACGGACACAGUAAGUGGAGAAUUCGGAGAGUUAGAACUGCCAGCAACCCUUGAUAGGGAUCCUGACAUCCCGAGGACAGAGCCUCUACUUCCUGCACAGGGCACAGGGACCAGGGGGUGCGGUGGAACGCCAAGGUGAGGAUCCGUCCGAGCCAUCCACCUGCGGCCUCCCUCGUCUCCGGUCUUCUUGACUCUGUCUUGACACCGGGCCCAGGCGGGGGAGGAGGAGAGAGUGUAGGUAGAUGCUACGCAAGUCUACUGGCAGUAUAAACCUCUGCGUAAGUCACCGUCCCUGCUCCCACAAUGCAGUCUGUGGGGCACACGGUGGACAUAGUCGAAACCGACGGUCGAACUGUCGUGUGUGUGUGUGUGUGCCCUCAAAACGGGCCGCGUGUUAGAUGCGCUGGACCAACACGGGGGGCACAUCGGACUCUGGCAGGCGUUAUCUGUGCGCAAUAACAAAUGCCAACAUUUGCGGGGUGCGCUGGCGGACCCUGUUUUUCGGCAUUCGUCGCACAACUAGACCACUGCCUCCACCCUAUUGUUUUGUGGUCAAAAUCCUGGUCUUGGUGUGUGGACCAGGGGUGCGGAGUGGAGCGCCAAGGCGAAGACCCGCCCGAGCCAUCCACCUGCGGCCUCCCUCGUCUCCGGUCUUCUUGACUCUGUCUUGACACCGGGCCCAGGCGGGGGAGGAGGAGAGAGUGUAGGUAGAUGCUACGCAAGUCUACUGACAGUAUAAACCUCUGCGUAAGUCACCGUCCCUGCUCCCACAAUGCAGUCUGUGGGGCACACGGUGGUCAUCGUCGAAAUCGACGGACGAACUGUCGUCGUGUGUGUGUGUGUGUGUGUGUGUGUGUGUGUGUGUGUGUGUGUGUGUGUGUGUGUGUGUGUGGGGUGUAGGGAUUUCAGCGGUGGGUCCACGUGAUGGUCGUAGUGGUCGCUCACUUGCUUGCAGGUGAGACUACGCCUAGCGUCCAUUUGCUGACACCUAACUCUCACAUGUGGCUCCACGUAGCUGGGCUCUGCUCAGCGGCCACACCCCGGGCAACCGUCUCGACCGGCGGGCUAAACCAGGUGAGGGUAUCCGUGCGUGCACCUUCACGCGCGGUACUGUGGUCUGCGCUGGCCGGAUGGAUCGUCGCGUCGACAUCGUCGAGACGAGGCUCUGCCUGGUCCAUCGCAGGAGGCCACCAGGUAAGUUCUUCUUCAGGUAUGCGCGUUUGCUUUGUUUCUUCCUUUUGUUUGUUGAAGUUCCGCGUCGUACGCUGCGCUUGCUGCCUGCCCUUUAUAUGCUAGUCUGUCUGUUAAUAACUAAACGACACCCUCGAUGCCUGCUGCGAUUGUCUGUCCGUCAGUCUAUGCCACUCUCUACUAAUAGCUAGGUGUUACGGUGCUUGACUUUGUGUGGUGCCCUCACUUUGUCUCUGACUGAUGACUGUGUCCGCCUGUCCACUCUAGUUCUAAGUCCCAUAGCGUUAGGUAGUGUGUAUGCUCUCUCCUACUUCACUCCAUCACAUCAUCACCACCACCAAGGUCCCAGGCCAAUUCGGGUCGUUCUCUCACUAACAAAAAGUCGUGGCCCAUAGUGGAGUCCGGCAGCCGUCUGGGAUAACCGGGCAGCCCUGUUCAGGGAUGCGUUGCCUGCCCCCGCGAGGGGGAGGGGGCUAGAAAAGGUGCCCAAAAGAUCGCUGGGAACCACGCUGUCUGUAGGCUGGCCGUGGCCGCAGACAAAAAACACACGGUCGAAACGGCCAAAACCGAAACAACAACAACAACAAUCACUCUCUUCCUCUUCCAGCCUAUUCUUCUUCUUCUUCUCCUACUCCUACUUUUCGUCGCCGCAGUCGCCAGACUGGCAGGGUGAGCCCGCUCACUCUGGCAGCCUGGAAUGUUCGUUCCCUUUUAGACAAUCCGAGGAGCAACCCACCGGAUCGGAGGACGAUGCUAGUGGCACGAGAACUGGCGCGCUACAAGGUGGACAUCGCCGCACUCAGCGAGACCCGAUUCUCCGAACACCGCCGGUUACACCUUCUUCUGGAGUGUUCGACCCAGGGCAGAGCGACGAGACGCGGGUGUCGCCUUCGCCAUCCGGACCGACAUCGUGGGACGACUGCCCUGUCUGCCGCAGGGAAUCAACGACCGCCUAAUGAGUCUCCGCCUGCCUCUCCGGCGAGGAGGCAAGUUUGCCGCCAUCAUCAGCGCCUACGCUCCGCCGAUGACCAGCCCCGACGCCGUCAGAGACAAAUUCUAUGAGGACCUGCACGCCCUCUUGGCAACUGUGUCGAAGGCGGACAAGUUGAUUGUCCUUGGCGACUUCAACGCCCGCGUCGGCACAGACCAUACUGCCUGGAGGGGAGUGCUGGGUCCUCACGGUCUCCGCGGCUCCAACGACAACGGCCUGCUUCUCCUCCGCACCUGCGCAGAACACCGCCUCACCCUGACGAAUACGUUCUUCUGUCUGCCGGAGCGAGAGAAGGCCACCUGGAGGCAUCCUCGGUCGCGCCAGUGGCACCUGCUGGACUAUGUCCUCGUCCGGAGGCGAGAUCAGCGGGACGUGCUGGUGACGAAGGCGAUCGCGGGUGCUGACGGGUGGACCGACCAUCGCCUCGUCAUCUCGAAGAUGCGUAUUCGCCUACAGCCUCACAGUAGACCACAAGGUAAGCGACCCCCAGGUAAGCUGAAUGUUGCUUUAUUGUCUUUGCCUGCUCACCGUCUCCAUUUCAGCAGUGAGCUAGCUCAACGGCUAGACAACCUUCCUAUCGCUGUCGCCGCCGACGACUCCGCCGCUGCCGCCGAGAACGCCUCUGUGGACAACCGCUGGUGUCAACUGCGAGACACGGUCCAGUCGACGGCGCUCGCCGUCCUCGGUCGCGCUCCCCGCCAACACCAGGACUGGUUCGACGACAACAACGCUGCCAUCAGAAAUCUGCUUGCCGAGAAGAACCGCCUACACAAAGCCUACGUAGAUCACCCCACUUAG